UGCGCAGUGGGCUUGGGAGCACUGACAACAGAGCAUCAAAACGACGAAGUACGACUUCCAUGCACCUGAUGAUGUGAAAAUGUGAAUUUUUUUUAGCUCUAUUUUUUCACCAAUUUUUUUAAUGUAGAAUUUCACAGUACUUUUUGUUUAUAACUGUGUUCCGUUCGCUCUUUCAAAUUAUGAGCUAGCCGAGGAAAAUAUCGAUUUACGAUAUUUUGUUGACAUUCGACGAGCAACAUUUUGAAAGAGCUACUGUUCUUUGUUUUCUAUUUCGACUUUCGAAUACGAUCGAGCUUGCUUUACAUUCUCAUACGGAAUCGACUCGCUUUUAUAUCGGCCCUCUGGGCCAUUUGCAUCGCAAUUAUGUAAUUGCCUACAGUACUGCUCUGUACUGUACUGUACAUAGAUCCGAUCUACCAUGUGACUAAGGAAAAAUUAUAAUUCGAAUAUCUUUAUUCCUAGGAGAAUCCAAACUCUCACCAAAAUAGCUUGCUUUUACUGUCGAGCUUAAGCUGACUAUUGCACCAUUUGCAGCUGUUUUCAAGGACUGGAAGUUUUUGGGUCCUCUGUGAGUUAUUGACCUCUUUUUGAUCGGGAUGCCUGACCUCUAAAAAUCGAUUCGAGCUGUUAUCUUCUCUUCCAAGUGAUGAGAUAUCAGAUCCAACGAGGAUAUCUGAUAUAUUUUCCUUUUUAAGUUUUCAUUUCUUAACAAUUCUUAAGUUCAUUCCACUGGUUUUUGUGGAGACGUUGAAAUGUCUCCAGAAAUCGAACAUUGAUCUGUUUAGCUUGACGAAUGGUUGACCUUUGAUGAACACGUGAACAUCUGGAACGAAAUGUCUGGGAUCCCAAGUCCACCCCUAAGUGUCCCGUUCUGAAUUUUGAACAGCUAGAGAACAAAAAGGUCGGAACAGGGCAGCAUAUUCAGUCCCCCAUGGCUGAAUGCUACGACCGUUCCUGGCGUGUCGGUAGCAAAGCUAGGGGGACCAGGUCUCAGUUCAGGCUCAAUACAGGUCUUCUGCCAUUCAAAUGUACCUAUCCUGCUCAUCUUACGGAUGUAAUGGACGCUGUUCCGUCUACAACCUCGGACUUUCGUAGAGCAGAUUUUACAUCUCCUGUUCAGGGUACUCGUACUCGCACUGUUAGAGAAUAUGAACAGACAAUAGAAGAGCUAAAGAAAGAAAAUUUUGAUUUGAAGCUUAGAUUGUUUCUGUUAGAAGAUAAUAAGAAUAAGAAUUAUCUGAGGAAUAAAGGUUCUAAUAAUGAAGAACAAGACAACAGUGUUCAAGUUAUUGUUGAACUGAAGGUAGAAACUGAGACCUUACGAAAUGAACUUGCUUGUAAAUGUCAGCAACUGCAAGAAGCCUUAGAUGAAAAGGAAAAGUAUGAGUCUGAGUUAAAAGAACUGCAAAGUAAAUUCGAGGAGUUUCAAGAACAAUUAACAUCUCUUUCACCUCGUCCCUCUGAACAAGAAUUAAGGCUACUGAAAGAUGAAAAUGAAAUUUUACAAAAAUCAAAUAAAGAUUUGACCCUAAUCUUGGCUGAAAAGGAUCAAAAUAUUGAGCUUCUAAAUGCUCAAGUGGAUGAACUCUCAACUAAAAACAAAGCCCUAAAAACAAAAGUAGAAAAGAGUAGUCUAGCUAUUCAAGGUCUUGUGUCCAAAUAUUACAAAGAUACUGAAAUGAUACCCAAAGAUCUUCGCCCUGUUGUACAAUCUGCUGUUCAGGCUGCCAAGGAAAACAGAACAGAGGACUUAAAUGCUGCUGUUGAAAAUAUCAAAGCAUCCCUUUCUGAAUUAAUGAUUGCUAAUGGUGGAACAUCAAGGGAGGCAAGAAGCAAUUCUGUUCAUGGAAAAGAUUCUAUGGAAGAACUUCAAAAAUUAGCUGGUAUUAGUAAAUCCUCUGAAGAAUUGGCACAAGUUUCACAAAAAUCUCAUCAAAAAUCCAAGCAUGGCCAUGAUGGAAAAGAUGAACAGGUAAGCUCUGAAUCACUUCAGGAUUCUGCAAAAGACAAAAGUGAAAGCAGAGAAGAUUUAGAGCAAAUGUUAGAUGUUGUGAAAGAAAAUGAAAAUUUGAAAUUGGAUAAUGCUGAAAAAGCAAAGAUAAUUGAUGAGCUGAAUUCAGCUUGUUGGGAAAUGGAAAAGAAAUCUAUACAACUGCAAAGUGAGUUACUGGAUGCUGUGUCAAAAGUCAAGGACCUUGAUAUGAAACUUAAGGAGGAAAAGAGCAAACAUAUUGGCUCUUUACCAAUGAAACAUGCAUCUGUUCAAACUGCUGUUCAGUGGCAUUUAAUGCAAUCCAAGUUGUCUGAUAAGUUUGCACAGAAUGCUGGUCGUUCCAACAAUCUUGAAGACUUGAAGGAAGAAAUACUCACUUUGUUGCUAGUCAUUGAACAGAAGGAUAAAGAGAUAUCGGAUUGUGAAGAAAAACUUUCUUCUCUGCAACAGCAGUUAGAAAUUGAAAAUAAGAAGGAAAUUACUUUUGCCAAUUUGGAUAAGGAAUUUGUAAAAGAAAAGGAUGAGUUGCAUCAGCGUUUGGCCCACUCUUGUGCUGUUAAUAAUGAACUUAUGAAACAUCUCAGGAAUUUAGAAAUCUUUAUGGAAGAUUUGUUGCAGCAUAAAAAUUUGGAUGCAAGCAGUAUUGAAAACCUUAGUGAAUCUUCUAGCUUUUUGUCUCGCUUGAAAAUUCAAAGAGAAAUUGAACAAUCUUUGGAAUUGUCAACUAUGCUUAAUGAUGAAUUAUCUAUUUGUGAAAGUAGUAAAAUAUUUGAUCCAAAUGAUUUUACAACAAGUAAAGAUUACAGUCUUUCAGCCAGAUACAGUUACCAACCUACAGAUACAUCCAGAUUUGGUUUAGAUUUAUCCAACAUUCCUUCUAAUAUCCAAGGUAGGAAAAGCUCUCAAUUAUCUUUACAAGAAACUUCUCCAAAUGCUGUUGGAACAGGCAAGAGAAAAUUAUCAUUUUCAACCCUGCACAAAUCUUCUCUGGAUGCAACAUUAUGCGACAAGGAAAAUGUUGUGGUUUUAGGUACAAGCAACAAUGAAGAUUUGAUUUUGCUUCUAAAUGACAAAGGUGACCCUGAAGAUGUGCUCAUUAGAAAUAACCAUUCUCAUCUAGAGAGGAAUCAAUCUACUUUUGGUGAUGGAGAGCAUCGCAGGCGAUGUUGGGAAUCAGCAGCUAUGAAUUAUUUGCAGGCAGAAAAAUCAGUUUUGGAUCAUCAUACUGAACAAUGGUGCAGUAGUAAAGUGGAUGGUUCUAAAGUAGUUAGUGGAUGGUUCAAUCCUUACCCAUCUUCAGAUUCAGAUAUAUGGUCAGAGCCUGACAGAGAUGUUUCUCUACAAAGGAUUGGAAUAGAUUUGCAAAAGUCGCCAGUUUCUCAAAAGUCGCCUCGUAGAUCGAGGUUCAGAGAUAAACUUUCGACAGAUGAUAUCAGUUCCCAGAAAAAUGAAUCCAGUUCUAGUUUUUCAAAACUUCAUACAUGGUCAAAACGGAGGAAGAAUAGUGAUACAUCAAGAUCAUCAUUCAUCUGUAAAAAAUGCAUGGCCCAUUCUCAAACAUCAGAUGCACCAUCCAAGGAUGAGAAAAUGGAUUUACAAAAGGUUAUAGAUGAGCUUUCUAAUAAAUGCCACUCUCAAGAAAAUCACCUGGAAAAUGUCAUAAAUGAGUUGAACAGUAAAAAGAAUGCCAUUGAUGCUCUUACCAAAGAAAAACAGGAAUUGUUGAAUUGCAUUAACCGCCUUAAAGAGACACAAAAAUCAUUGGUUGAAAGUGAAGCAAGUGCUACUGAAAGAUUGGCCAGAGCUAAUUCAGAAUAUAAUAAACUGCAAAGUCUCCUGAAACAGUUUGAGACAAGAAUUACUCAUACUGAUGCCACAUGUAACCAAUUAAAAAGUGAAUUGGAAAAGAGUAAAACUCAGUUGAAGGUUUUGGAACAAAAGUGUUUAGAAUAUGUAGAGGAACUUGCAAUGCAUUCUAAUGCCAAAACUGCUUUUACAGAAAAACUUAAGUCAGUGGAAGAAGAAAAAGCACAUCUGAUGGAUGAUGUAGAUGCAUUACUCAUGGAGAAAGACGAAUUAUUGUCAGAAAUUGAAGUUGGAAAAGAAUACAGGCGACGAUUGGAAAAUGAAAAUCGCAGCUUAAGUAUUAAAUUAAAUGAAAGUUCAAAAGAAGCAUCUUUGUUAAGAGCAUCAAGUAAGAACCUUGAAGAUGCAAAAAAUAAACUUCUGAAAGAAAAAGAAUCAUGUGAAAACAGUCUAAUGUCAAGUAAUUCAUUGUGUGAAGAGCUGAAAAAUGAUUUGAUGAAAACCCAAGAACGUUUGAAAAAAAUGGAGCAAAAAUGUGCUAAAUAUGAAGAAGAAUUAAAUGAGUCUUUAAAGUCCAAGCAAAACAUUACUCAGUCUUUAUCAGGAAUUAAAUCUGUAAUGUCUUCUAAUUUUGAUGCUUUGACUUCCCUUUGCAAACAAUACUUGGAAAAUAAUGAGGCAAUUGAAACAAAUAAAGAUAUUUUAUCUAAUGCAGAUAAAGGAGAUCAGAUUGAAAUGAUGCUAAAAGAAAUUAUCUCGGUAAACACAAAAUUUCAACAAAUUGUAAAGUUCUUAUCUGAACAGCUAUCUUCUAUUCAUUCAGCAAUGGAGAAAAGCAAAGUGAUCGAAAAUGAAGAUAAGUCUAAGAUUAAUCACCUGCAGGGGCAACUUGACGAUAAAGAGAGAGAAAUUCAAUCACUGAAAAUGUUAAUGGUUGAACUUCAACAGAAAAUUGAAGAGAAUAAAUCUAUUAAUAGUGAAUAUCAGUCACAACUUGAAUUUGCACAAAAGAAGCUAGAAGAUAAUGAAAAGCUAAUAAAAACCUUGAGAGAAGAACAUAAAGUAAAAAUGCAAUCACUCUUUGAAGAAUUUCAACAGACUUUGAAAAAUAAAGAAAAGUUCUUAGAAGAGUUUAAUCAUAAAGCUUUUGCUUCUGAAAAGCAGCUUAGUUCUUUACAAGAUGAAAUACACAAGUAUCAGAAUUUAAUCAAUCUAAAAGAUGAUGACAUUACUAAAUUACAAGAGAGAGUUUUCAAUCUUCAAACGCAAAUUAAUAGUAUUUUGAGCAAAGCAACUUCUCCUGCUGGUCAGGGAAGCUCAAAAGACAAUACCAGAGAUUUUGUUUCCAAUUCUUUGAAGGCAAGUGCUAGUUUGUCAAAUGAAAAUGAGGCUAAUGAUGAAAUAAUGAGUACUAUUAGCAAUGAUGCAUCAUUUAAUUCCAUUGCAUCAGAAAAGGAAGAAGAAAUGGGGAGAAAAAUUGAUCGUUAUGCUAGAAAAAUAAAAGCUUUGCAGACAAAAUUAUUGAUGACAGAAAAGCGCAUAGAAAUACUAGAAAAAGAGAAGGCUGAAUUAAGAGAAGAAUUGCUGGCACAAGUACAUGGAGAAAAAGAAAAAUCAAAAACAUCAGAUGAAAUUGAGACGUUGGUGAGAGAAUUAAAUGAACUGAAAUCAACAUUGAAAACUAAAACCUCUUUUAUUAAGGAUCUCAAAAGUGAAUUAUUCAAAACUUGUAAUUCUCUAGUUGAUAAACAAAAGGAAGUUGAUGAAUUGCAACAAAAACUGUCUGCAAGUAGCAGAAAUACAGAAGCUGACUUAUUGAGUCCAGUUCAUAUUAAAUUAAGUCCAAGUUAUUCAGAUCCAAUUCAAAAGGCAACUGAAGCAAACAUAAAAGAGCUCAAAAAGCAUAAAUGGGAACUUAUUCAAGGCAUUUUAAGCCACCAGAAACAACUUUAUGAGAGAAAGAAUAUUCACCUUGGCCAUUUUGAAAAAUUUAAAAAGCACAUUGAAAAGUUGCGUUCCCUCCAGGUAUCCCCGUCACUGUUCAAAUCUGAAAGUGAACCUCUUUUAAAUAACUCAGUGGCUACUAAUAGCUUUUAUGCUGAGAAAUGUGAUAGAACUCUAAAAAAUUUGCAAAUUGAAUUGCAGCUUGAUGUCGAGUGCCUGCAAAACUUGAAGAUUUUCUUGAAGCGAUUUUUUAUGCCUCUUGUUCUUCAAAACUGUAUUUGUAAUAAUAACAAUUCCAAACCUGAUAAUGACUCUAAUCCUUCUGACAAGAAUACAGUAAAUGAGACAAAGGACUCUAGAAGAGAGCGUUUAAGAUUAGAUCUUUGGAAGUCAUCUAAUGUAGAAGUUGAACACCACCCAACUACCAUCUCCACUAGCGAUAGGUUGAUUGCCACUUCUAGUGUUGUUGCACAUAAGCUUGAUUUGGUUGAAAUGGCACUGAAAGAAAUAAAAUCUGCAUUGGAACAUUUUAAAGAAAUGGAAUCUCCCAUUGGAGAAACUCCUAAAAAGACAGCUGCAAAAUCAUUACUACUGAAAAUAUUGGAUGAACUUGUCAAUAUCGAUGAUAAUUUCACAGAAGUGUUCCAUUUAAAAACAGUUCUAAAAUCCCUUGGAUUAUUUGACAUUAGCAUCCCUCCAAGUCCUUGUAAACAAGAAAGUGAUAGAGAAUCUUUACUUAGUGAAGAAACCAUUGCAUUAAGUCGAAGUGGAAGUCUUAGUCCAAUGAGCUUUGAUGAAAAUUUCCCGUAUCGAUUAUUUACAAGCAGUAUUAAACAAAAACAAGAAUCUGAACAUUUUAGAAAAAGUGAAGGUAGACCGAAGCAAACUUUGGAUAUUUCUAACAGAUCACAAGCUGCUGGAGGCUCGCAGGAAUCUCUUUUCUUGCGGUCCCAUUUCUCAUCUCCAGAUCUGGGGAUUGAAUCUGAUCCAAAUCAUGAAAGCUCUGCUCCUGAACAAGCUGAGAAGGAAUUUAAGGAAGUUAGUGGCAGAAUGUCAAAAAGACAAGAAACUAUGUACAGCUUUACUGACAGUUCUUCAAAAAUAAAAGAUGAUUCAUUUGGAAUGGGUGAUACUUUACAUGCUAUUGGUUACCUUGAAGAGUAUGAGCUGUUGAAGAAAGAAGUUCAAGAGAGCUUGGUGGGCAUAAAAACGGUUCUUUCUAGAACAAGUGAUGGUUUGCACCAUCUAGCAAAAUUCACUUCGCCACAAAAGAAUUUAGAAUAUAGUACCUUCAAAGCCAUCAAAGAUUCAUGUGGAAACAUAGAAGUUUGCUUGCGAAAAGCUGUUAAACUAGUUGAUAAUUUCUGGAUUGCUCCAUGCCCUUCUGUGAAGGAACUGAAUAGGCUGAUUCAGCAGAACCAAGAGCUACAAGAUAAGCUGAAACUUCUCCAAGAAUCCAAAAGGAGACAAGAAAUAAAUUUCAAAGAAGUGAUGGAAAAGUUCAAACAAGCCGAACGACUCAGAGAAAAUAUGGAAAAGAAAAUUUCAAAAAAAUUGAUAAAAACGAAGAAAGUGAUCAGGCAAGCAGAAAUCAAGAUUCUAGAGAAAGAGAGUCAAGAUUUGCCUUCCAUCCCCAAAUACCCUUGUGAUGAUUCUGCAGGCCAAAAGUCAUAGCCACUGCCAUGAACAAAAUUCCAAAUACACAAUUUAUGCAAAUGUGAUUUAGAGCUUCAAGAAGUACUUUCAGAACUUUUGUCACUCAUCACAUUGUACAUUUUUAAAAAGUUCUGAAUGUUGCUUUUUGUGCUUCUUAUAUACAACCUGUUUCUAAUAUUUAAAAGAAAAAGUAUAACAAAUAUAAACCGUGCCAAAAAUAUGAAUGUAAUUCUAUACCAGUAUUUUCUUGCAAUUCCCAAUUUCUAUUAAUACUUUUAUAAUUUUGGCUUUUUUUAAAAAUGGGAAAACUACUUACAUUCAGAAUUUUCAUACAAUAAUUUGAUACAGCUUUUUUUAUUGCUAAGUCUCAGCUUUGCAUACAAUUAUGUUUUUUAUUUCAUACCUUGUUUCAUCGAGUUUUACCAGACAUGAAUGUAAAUAUGACCAUGUUCAUAUGUUCAUAUUCGAGUGUUGUAUAAAAUGGAUGAAAGGAUGUGUAAAUGGGGUAUAAGGAAUAAACUGAUUUUAUGAAAUAAA
Molecule: messenger RNA, 7936 nt
Organism: Argiope bruennichi
Lineage: Eukaryota; Metazoa; Arthropoda; Arachnida; Araneae; Araneidae
Product: putative leucine-rich repeat-containing protein DDB_G0290503
Exons: 24
Coding region: 932-7417 (2161 amino acids)
Cellular component (GO): microtubule organizing center
Source: RefSeq, a predicted model, not a curated record